Nicotiana attenuata is the source of this 770-nucleotide messenger RNA. Its product is annotated as cyclin-P3-1-like. Gene Ontology annotation, molecular function: protein kinase binding. The transcript is spliced from 3 exons. The annotation marks the transcript as partial. Gene Ontology annotation, biological process: regulation of cyclin-dependent protein serine/threonine kinase activity. NCBI's taxonomy places the organism in Eukaryota, Viridiplantae, Streptophyta, Magnoliopsida, Solanales, Solanaceae. The record is from RefSeq and is a predicted model, not a curated record.
AGCCAACUGGGACUUGGUGGUGUAGAAACUAGAAAGAUAAACUACAAUAAAGAGAGAAGAAGAAACCCCAUUACUACUUCUCAAUAAAGAAGCACAUCUUCUUCUUCUUUUUUGGUUGGGUAGAUGGUACAGACCUAAAGAAAGAGAAAGAUAGUGAGUAGUAUUGUAGAGAGAGAGAGAGAGACUGGAACUACUACCCGCCUGAUAAUUGUUAGCUGCUCAUUAGUAGAGUCAUGUAGAAGCUUCAAAUGCCACCUGAAAAUUUACCACAUCUCUCAACAACUACUCUCUAAGACAUGGGAACUUUGGCACCUGAAUCUGAGGUCAUACGCUCAGAAAAAUACUUAGCAUUGGGGCUGAAGGUGUCUGGCAAGCAAAAAUCAGGAAAACCCAGAGUUCUAUCGCUUCUUUCAACACUUCUUGAGAGGUCUGUUCAAAAAACCGAAAGCUUAUUAGAAAGUACUCAAAGAAAAGAUGUGAUUACAUUAUUUCAUGGAUCAAGGACCCCGUCGCUCGGCAUCGAACAAUACUUGGAUCGCAUUUUUAAGUAUUCAUGUUGCAGCCCUUCAUGCUUUGUGGUUGCACACAUUUACAUGGAGCGAUUCAUUGAACACACUAGUGCUCAUUUAACUUCCCUCAAUGUUCACCGACUACUAAUCACAAGUGUGAUGGUGGCAGCAAAAUUCAUUGAUGAUGCAUUCUAUAACAAUGCAUACUAUGCAAGAGUAGGUGGUGUAACCACAAAAGAGUUGAAUAAGUUGGAGAUGAAA